Adineta steineri is the source of this 1005-nucleotide messenger RNA. Lineage: Eukaryota; Metazoa; Rotifera; Eurotatoria; Adinetida; Adinetidae. The record is from the annotation of a GenBank genome assembly.
AUGUGGACAACAAAUGAAUUUAUUGUAUUUCAAAGAAAUAUUUUCAGUGUUUUAAUGCCAGUUAUUAUUGUUGCUGGUACUUUAGGAUCUAUUCUAAAUAUAAUCGUAUUUUCGAUUAGUAAAAAACUUCGAUCAAGUCCAUGUUCACUUUAUUUUAUAUUUGCUUCAAUUGGAUAUGUUAUUUAUUUAAAUAUUGUUGCAUUACUAAGAUAUCUUCAAAUUAGUUUUAAUAUUGAUCCAUCUGUACAAUGGUCAUGGUUUUGUAAAUUAAGAUAUUAUGCUAUUGGAUUUUUAUUAAUGUUACCUCGGUCAUAUAUGUUAUUAGCUGCUAUUGAUAGAUAUUUAAUGAGUAAGUCAGGCCAACAUCGUUUAUCAUCGUAUCCAGUAGCUUUAAAAAUGAUUUUGUUAACAUUUUUCUUUUGGAUGAUUAUGUGUGUUCAUUUAAUAAUUUAUUUUGAUAUACAAAUUUCAUCAAAUGGAACAAAUCGUAUUUGUAUGAAUUCCCCCGGAUCAUAUUCAACAUUUCUUAGUUUUUAUUCUUUAUUAAUCAAUGGUCUUUCUAUGCCUUUAUUAAUGACAAUAUUUGGUUUAUUAACACUACGAAACACUCAACAACAUCGGAAUCAAAUUCAUAAUACUAUGACUCUUAUUUUACGAAGAAGAAAAAAACAAGAAUGGUUAAUACUUCGAAUGCUUCUUAUACAAAUAAUUGUUAAUGUUAUUUUAUCAUUACCAGUAACUAUUUAUUUAUUUUACGCUGGUUUAACACAAUAUUAUAAAAAAUCAAUGUUUAGAAUUUUCAUGGAAAAUUAUGUUUAUAAUAUGUUUACUCUUUUGCAAUAUAUAAACGCAGCUGCAUCAUUCUACGUUUACUCUUUGACUUCUCGUACAUUUCGAAAGGAAUUAUAUUGUCUUAUUGUUUAUUAUUCAUCAAAAUUAAAACAAUAUAUGAUAGAUCGUCCAGCAGCAUUACUUACUCGAUUAAGUCAUAAUAUUGCCUCUUAA